AUGUCUCUGAUUUAUGUUCAAGUAUCUAACGCAGAUGGACAUUGCUCCUACCCUAAUGAUACACUCGCACCCUCAGAGCUGAACUACUCGGACUGUCAGCGACAUCUUGAUAAAAUGCGUCAGUUCUGGCAUAGGAUGGAAUGUGGCAAUGAGACACCCACGUCUAUUGACAAAACCUGUUGCAGAUCUUGGUGUAGGCAGUUGGCCUCUUUGUUCAGUCAGACGUCUUCCUGGAGAGAUCGCUGUUUUAAAAUGUGGGGGUGCAGAGAAAAUGAAAAAGCUCGCAUGCCGUUUUCUAUUAUAUUGACAAAUACAACCGACUCGUCGUAUUUGGGCAGAAUCAAAGUGGAACAGUGUCUGACACUGAAUUUUCCUGCCAUUAAGCUAACACCAUCAAGCGAGUUUUCAAACAAGAAACUUGUUGACACCAUUCUAAAAGAAGUGACGAACUCUUCUGGAAAUAAAGUAACUCAAGAAGAAAUGGAACGCACUUUCCUCACUGUUACUGAUUUGGAGGAGUUCAUUGGGAAUUAUGCUCAAAAUCACCUUAAUCAAACCGUACCUAAGAUUGACAUCCGUGGUGAACAUGCUGAUAUUUUGGUCAGGAAGAUUUUCCACGAAAAUGAGACGAGAGUAGAACUUGAGGAUGAUAAAGGAGAAAACUACGUCAGUGUCCUUGUUACAGGCUUGGAUAACGGAUCAGUUGUACUUUGUGUCAUUUACAAAGAUCUCCAUGAAGUAUUCCUAACAGGCCAGACCGACUCUGCUCCUGUCACUAAAAUCAGUAAUAUCUUGUCUGCAACGAUAUGGCCGAGGAGCAACACUUUCAGGAAGAAUGUUACAUUGAAAUUUAAAAACCUAGUGGAUGCGCCGAAGAGAAGCUGCGUGUUUUGGAAUACUUCAAAAAACAGUUGGUCAGGACAAGGGUGCCUCCUAACAUCGAGGAACCAAUCUCACACCGAGUGCAGCUGCAAUCAUUUGACUCACUUUGCAGUUCUUAUGCAGUUUGACAGAGGAACCAGCGGUAUCGUUUUAACUAAGACUGACGAAAAAGCGCUGGAAAUUCUUACAUAUGUCGGCUUGUCUUUCUCUCUGGUUGGAAUAUCUUUAACAAUCAUCAGUUAUGCUGUUCUUACAGACAUGAGUGGACCUUUAUCUCAGAUUCGAGUGAGUCUAGUCGCUUCACUUGGUGCAGGUCAAAUUAUCUUCCUAACUGGAAGUGGUGCUGUCGAGAACAAGUCUGCCUGUGUUACAGUAGCAGCUUUUGUGCAAUAUUUCCUAAUGGCCGCUUUCUGCUGGAUGUUGAUCGAGGGAGUUUAUCUCUACCUGUUUGUUGUAAAAGUUUACAACAUCGACGAUAAGAUGAAGGUUUCACAUGGAUUUUCAUGGGGUCUACCCGCCGUCGUUGUUUCCAUAUCGUUGGGCAUUGCAGCAGGAACCGGACCGGGGAUUAAAAGCUAUAUCAGUGCAAAUUUCUGCUGGAUGUCAUCAUCUAAUGGCAUGAUCUGGAUAUUUGUUGUAUUCGUUGUACUGAUCGAGUUGUUAAACACGCUGAUACUGGUACGAGUUAUCAAGGAGAUGAAAAACAUGCAGCAUGCAAAAGACAAAAUCAGUGAACAAAUGAGACUUGGUGUCAGGGCAUGCGUGUUGAUGAUUCCUUUGCUAGGGAUCACGUGGCUAUUUGGUCUUCUGUCGCCCAUGCACAAAGCGUUUGCCUACAUUUUCACAAUUUUCAACUCCACUCAGGGCUUCUUAAUAUUCCUCCUUCACUGCGUGAAAAACUCAAAGAUUAGAUCUCGCUUCAAAAGAAGGAUCACUGGUGCCACCCUAACUGCAGCUGAAAUAAGAGGCAUUAAACGAGCUGCGCAAGUAAAUGAAGUCAUCAACGUGAUAUUGCCAAGGAAAAUCAAUGUCCAGCCUCGCAAUAACCGUGAAAGUGGCCUUGAAAUCUCUGAGAUCUGA
Molecule: messenger RNA, 1962 nt
Organism: Pocillopora damicornis (cauliflower coral)
Lineage: Eukaryota; Metazoa; Cnidaria; Anthozoa; Scleractinia; Pocilloporidae
Product: adhesion G protein-coupled receptor L4
Biological process (GO): cell surface receptor signaling pathway; G protein-coupled receptor signaling pathway
Cellular component (GO): plasma membrane
Molecular function (GO): G protein-coupled receptor activity
Source: RefSeq, a predicted model, not a curated record